Molecule: messenger RNA, 1083 nt
Organism: Exophiala spinifera
Lineage: Eukaryota; Fungi; Ascomycota; Eurotiomycetes; Chaetothyriales; Herpotrichiellaceae
Exons: 1
Coding region: 1-1083 (360 amino acids)
Biological process (GO): endoplasmic reticulum unfolded protein response; protein deubiquitination
Cellular component (GO): cytosol; nucleus
Molecular function (GO): protein binding; cysteine-type deubiquitinase activity
Source: RefSeq, a predicted model, not a curated record
AUGCGAGUUCGUCUGAGGGGUCCCUCGGGCAAAUCGACUACAGUUACGCUAGACGAUACUGCAACAGUGGAAUCUCUGAGGAAUACUGUUACUGCAGAGACCUCUCUAUCUUCUUUCGAAAUCAAAUAUGGGUAUCCGCCGAAGACUUUGAUGUUAGAUCAGUACCCUCCGAACAAGCUCCUAUCGGAACUGGAUGUCAAGCUCAGCGGAGAACAACUCAUUAUUAACAGCACUGAGGCGGCCUCCCGGAAGACCACCACCGAGCCGUCACAGACAUUUCAGCAUUCGGAAAAAGAUAACCAUUCAUCAGGAAGAGUCGCCGAACUACCCACAAGUCACACCGGCUCGUCACAUUCAUCCUCGACAAAAGAGCAGAAUAGGGAGGUGAAGAAAGCCUCUUCUGCACCCCUGUCUCUGACUCGGAAAGAAAACAAAGCUAUGUCAGAUCCCCCCGAGAUCUUUCUGCCGGACCUUGGUGGCAGCCUUGUUCUACGCAUUAUGCCGGACGAUAAUUCUUGUCUUUUCCGAGCAGUCGCCAGCGCUAUCAUGUCGAAUCUUGACACAAUGACCGAGUUGCGAUCGGUGGUGGCGCAAACCAUUCAGGCAAACCCCGAUAAAUACACCAAGGCAAUAUUGGACAACAAAGACCCCGAUGCAUACUGUCGAUGGAUUCAAACCGAGAAUGCCUGGGGUGGCCAGAUUGAACUCGACAUCCUCAGUCAGCAAUUUGAUGUCGAAAUCUGUAGCAUUGAUGUUCAAACCUUGAGAGUGGAUAGGUACAACGAAGGUGCACCACGAAGAUGCUUUCUCGUCUAUUCAGGUAUCCACUAUGACAUUAUUGCCCUCAGCCUAUUUGGGAUGCCACCCGAAGACGAUGUCAAGCAGUUUGAACAACCAUUAUCCGACGAAGUGUUGCCCCAAGCUGUUGCCCUAUGCCAAAAGCUGCAGGAGAAACAUUACUUCACGGAUACUGCGGGUUUUAGACUCAGGUGUGGCGACUGUGGUGCCACUUGCAUUGGGGAAGCUGGCGCUACAGAACACGCGCAAGCGACGGGACAUUACAACUUUGGCGAAGCCUCCUAG